UUUGGAGGUCUCUGUCAAGUUGGGAACCUAGCAAGAUACUUCUCACUAGAAGCUGCUGGCCUGCACUUCCAUCAAAUUGGCCUGUGUUACACCUGUGGCCAUUGAUGGGGGACAUAAAAAGGUGCCUGGGAGAAUGGACCAGACCUGUGAAGUGAAGCACAAGGUGAUGGACAGCCCUCUGGGGAAGGUUGAGGUCUCUGCCUGUGAGCAGGGCGUGCAUGAGAUCAGGCUGCACGGCAUGAAGAGCCCAGAUGCCAGAGCCGUGGAGGCCCCCACUCUUCCUGAGCUGCUCCGCUGUCCAGGAGAGAUGACGGCACCCCUGAAGCAGUGCGUGGCCUGGCUGGAUGCCUAUUUCCAUGAGCCUGCGGUCCUCAAAGACCUCCCUUUGCCUGCGAUUCACCAUCCCAUUUUCCAGCGAGAGUCAUUCACCAGACAGGUGCUGUGGAAGCUGCUGAAGGUUGUCAAACUCGGAGAAGUGGUUUCUUACCAGCAAUUAGCAGCCCUGGCAGGCAAGCCCCGAGCAGCACGGGCCGUUGGCGGAGCGAUGAGGGCCAAUCCUCUGCCCAUCCUCAUCCCGUGCCACAGAGUGGUCUGCAGCAGUGGAGCCGUGGGCAACUACUCCUCAGGCCAGGCCACAAAGGAAUGGCUUCUCGCCCACGAAGGCCACCUGGUGAGGAAGCUGACCUGUCCAGGAGGCUCCAGCGUGGGCAGCACCUCCCACUCCAGCCUGCUGGCCAGAGGGGAGUACUUGUGGGAGUAAAUACUUGAGUGACACAUAAAGGUCGCAGCGUGUUGGAGGUGGGCUGUGCAGUAUUAAAAGAGCUGGACGUGUUCCUAGGGGA
This is a messenger RNA of Hyaena hyaena (striped hyena), 842 nucleotides long. RefSeq names its product O-6-methylguanine-DNA methyltransferase (gene MGMT). Gene Ontology annotation, biological process: DNA repair. Gene Ontology annotation, molecular function: methylated-DNA-[protein]-cysteine S-methyltransferase activity. Gene Ontology annotation, cellular component: nucleus. The transcript is spliced from 5 exons. Lineage: Eukaryota; Metazoa; Chordata; Mammalia; Carnivora; Hyaenidae. The record is from RefSeq and is a predicted model, not a curated record. Bases 134 to 760 code for a protein of 208 amino acids.